Rhea pennata is the source of this 1017-nucleotide messenger RNA. It is a transcript of the gene SPDEF, whose product is annotated as SAM pointed domain containing ETS transcription factor. Gene Ontology annotation, molecular function: sequence-specific DNA binding; DNA-binding transcription factor activity, RNA polymerase II-specific. Gene Ontology annotation, cellular component: nucleus. Lineage: Eukaryota; Metazoa; Chordata; Aves; Rheiformes; Rheidae. Bases 1 to 1017 code for a protein of 338 amino acids. Gene Ontology annotation, biological process: cell differentiation; regulation of transcription by RNA polymerase II. The transcript is spliced from 5 exons. The record is from RefSeq and is a predicted model, not a curated record.
AUGGGCAGCGCCGGCCCCGGGCUGCCCGCCCCGCCGGCCGGCCGCGGCGCCCUGCAGGAUGCGGCCCUGCUGCCGCCGGCGCGGGACCCCGGCGCUCGCGGCUGGGGCGCUGCCGCCGCCAGCCCCAGCCCGCCGGGCACGCCGGAGCAGAGCCUGCCCGCUUUCUGCCUCCACUACUUCGACAUGCUCUACUCGGAGCAGGCUGCCUGGGCGCCCAAGGGCCCGGGGGAGCCGUCGCAAGGCGGCGCUCCGGGCGCCCGGGGCGAGGUGCCGAAGGAGCCGGAGCAGUGCCCCGUCAUCGACAGCCAGGGCCUGGCGCUGGGCGCCGAGCUGGACUUCCAGGGCAGCCUGCACCUGGAGGAGCACUCGCUGGAGCAGGUGCAGAGCAUGGUGGUGGGCGAGGUGCUGAAGGACAUCGAGACGGCCUGCAAGCUCCUCAACAUCGCCGCAGACCCCGCCGACUGGAGCCCCGGCAAUGUGCAGAAGUGGAUCCUGUGGACGGAGCACCAGUACCGGCUGCCGCAGAUCGGGAAAUCCUUCCAGGAGCUGUCGGGCAAGGACCUGUGCGCCAUGUCCGAGGAGCAGUUCUGCCAGCGCUCCCCGGCGUGCGGCGACGUCCUGCACGCUCACCUCGACAUCUGGAAAUCCGCCGCCUGGAUGAAGGAAAAAGCCGCCCCGGGCGACGGGCGAUACUGUGGGGCUGACGGCGCCUGGGCGGACGGCGAGGUGGACUCGUCCUGCGCCGGGCAGCCCAUCCACCUCUGGCAGUUCCUCAAGGAGCUCCUGCUGAAACCCCACAACUACGGGCGCUUCAUCCGCUGGCUCAACAAGGAGAAAGGCAUCUUCAAGAUCGAGGACUCGGCGCAGGUGGCGCGGCUGUGGGGCAUCCGCAAGAACCGCCCGGCCAUGAACUACGACAAGCUGAGCCGCUCCAUCCGGCAGUAUUACAAGAAGGGCAUCAUCCGGAAACCCGACAUCUCCCAGCGCCUCGUCUACCAGUUCGUGCACCCGCUCUGA